UUCAUUUCACCCUCUAGUGGAAAAAUACUCGGCCGUCUACGAUUUUAACGGGUCGUCCAGCCUGAGCGUUUCGCAGCUAGCGAAACGUGUCGCGUAUCGCCUGCACCGACCGCACCGUCCGCUUCGCGCGCUUCGAAAAUCAUGACGCCUAGGCUGGACGACCCGUUAGUGUUUGACGUUUAAUACUGCUAGUUUACACAAGUGAAAACAAUGAACAUGAGUGAGACUGACGAAGUUUCUGAAGAAAUUUUGAAUGCUGCCAAUGCGGCAUUUUCGAAUCUGAUACCCGAAAAGUCUAAAAAGUUUUAUGAGCUAACAUACCGAAAAUUUAUGAAGUGGAGAGAGAGAAAACAAUGCCGUUCAUUUAAUGAAGACGUUUUUGGUGCAUAUUUUGGGGAGUUAGCUAAAGACAAGAAACCGUCCACACUGUGGGCACAAUAUUCGAUGUUAAGGGCGAUGCUUGUAAAUAAAAACAACAUAGAUAUUUCGAAAUAUUUAAACCUACGAGCAUUUCUGAAAAGAAAAUCCGAUGGGUAUCACCCGAAAAAAUCCAACACUUUCUCCAAAGAACAAAUCAUAAAAUUUAUAAAUGAAGCACCGGACCAUGUUUAUUUAUUGACAAAAGUGGUACUAGUAAUUGGUAUUUCGGGUGCUUGCCGCUGCGAUGAACUUUAUGGAUUGAAAUUAAAUAACAUGGAAAACGGUGAAAACAUAAUCAUAACACUUCCAAAUACUAAAAACAAAACUUCGAGAAAAUUUGUUAUUCCUGCUGAAUAUGUUGAUCUGUGCAGGAAGUAUUUUGCACUCCGUCCUCCCGCUUUAGAGAGUUCAAGAUUAUUUUGCAAUUAUCAAUCAGGGAAGUGUACAAAACAAUUUGUUGGAAUAAAUAAAAUUAGCGCAAUGCCAAAAACUAUAGCCACAUAUUUGAAAUUAAGAAACCCUCAAGAGUACACGGGCCAUGCAUUCCGCAGAACUUCUGCGACUUUAUUAGUGAAUGCAGGCGGCGAUAUUAUGAUGUUAAAAAGACACGGUGGGUGGAAAUCAUCCACCGUAGCUGAAGGAUACAUCGACGAAUCGUUAUCUGCAAGAAAAGAUAUUGCAAACAGGUUGUUUAUAGAUAAACCAUCAACUUCAACAAGUGCAGUUAUUGAUACAGGAAGCAGCCAACUAAGUUUAAACAAAGAUACAAGUUCAAAUAAUACUUACGAUAAAAGUGUAAAUAUUAUUGGUGAUAAUUGCACAAAUUGUUCUAUUACAGUUAAUGUAUUUCAAAAAUAAAAUACCUACC
Molecule: messenger RNA, 1288 nt
Organism: Zophobas morio
Lineage: Eukaryota; Metazoa; Arthropoda; Insecta; Coleoptera; Tenebrionidae
Exons: 2
Coding region: 211-1278 (355 amino acids)
Biological process (GO): DNA recombination; DNA integration
Molecular function (GO): DNA binding
Source: RefSeq, a predicted model, not a curated record